AUGUUCCCAUUUUUCCCAAGUUACAACACACAGAAGGUCCAGCAGGUUAACAAGACCAACAAGUACCUGUUCAACAACCUCGUUACGCAGCGGGUUACAGGGGCGUACAAACGGUACUUGCACGGUGGUCGGAGACCACCGGUUCGGGAGACCGCUUCUGCAGCACGGCCACGCGGUGGUAACGGUGCAAGCGGCCCCCCUCAUGUGAACGGGGCUGCGUCCCCGACAGCGCAGAUGCACACGGCGGGGAAGAAGCUGGGUGCUGAGAAGAAGAGCGGCGGGGAGAAGUCGCAGGGCCAUAGGGCAGCAGAGGCCGGGAGUGGUACCGUGAGGGAGAACUUGAAGGAGAUUGACCUCAAGUUAGGGAGGGCCGCUGCUGAGGGGAUAGAGAAGACCGAGGAUGCUACGCGCUCCACGGCCGAGACAAUCAAGAAAACGAUUUUAAAGGGCACAGAGGAGACUGGGGAUGCUGUGAGGGAGGGUGCCCAGAAGACGAAGAAGUCCGUCAAGGAGAAUGCGAAAAAGGUGGAGGAUACGGCAAAGAAGCACACACGUUGA
This is a messenger RNA of Huiozyma naganishii CBS 8797, 558 nucleotides long. RefSeq lists its product as uncharacterized. NCBI's taxonomy places the organism in Eukaryota, Fungi, Ascomycota, Saccharomycetes, Saccharomycetales, Saccharomycetaceae. The record is from RefSeq and is a predicted model, not a curated record. The coding region runs from base 1 to 558 and encodes 185 amino acids. The transcript has a single exon.